GGCCGCAGCUCCUGUUCCCCAAACCUUAAACCCUAGAAAGCGUUGCGCUGCGCGCCUCUCUCUCUCGGUCGGAGGCAGAAGGGGAAGGAGGAAAAGGAGAUGAGGGCGGUGACGGGAUCGGUGGCGUCCUCGAAACGGGUAUCCGUCUCGAAGGCGGCCGCCAUUCUUUCCCGCUUCGCCGCCGCCGAGACGGGCGCUCGCCGGGACGUCGCUGCCUACCUCAAGCGCGCCUCCGCAGCCUUCGACGAGCUCGUUCGCUUCCACCGAGAGGUCAGGGAUGGCCAGCGGCGACGAGAGCGCGGGAGCCGGGUGGAGGAGAAAGAAACGAGGAGGAAGAAGCAUGCCGGCAGUGACGGCGACCCCAACCCAAGGGAGGUGGAGGGAAACCCUAGAGGAAGGCCGGAGAAGGAGAUCAGAGGGAUUCGGGAGGUAGAGGAGGAGAAGGAGGUGUUGGAGGGUGGGGAUGACGGGAACCUAACGGAGGUGGAGGGGAACUAUGGGGGCGGAGUCGCGAGAGAGGAGGAUGGGAAGAGGAAUAGUAAGAAGAAGGGGGUAAACGACGCGAGGGAAAGCAGCGAGCUUGGGGGGAGGAAUGAGAAGAAGAUGGAGGUAGAAGGAGAGAGGAGGAAGGAGGAGAAGAAGAGGAGAAGGGAGAUGGGUGAGGAGAGAAGGGACGGUGGUGGAAAGAAGAGGAGGAAUUCAGAUGAUGGAGAAGAAAACGAAGGUGGAGGACUGGAUGAUCAGAGCGAGCGGCACAAGAAAAAGAAGAAGAGGCGGAAGAUCGGAACGGAGGAGUAGGGAUCAAAGGGGACAGAUUUUCUUUUUUUGAUGGAGGUCUGGCUGAAAUUGGUUCAGUUCAAAACAAUUAGAGAAAAAGAGAUUACAGUGUAUGCUCAGUGUGCACCUCCGGGUUUGUUUUUUGUUUUGUUUUUUCUUUUUUUUUUUCUUUUUUUUCUUUUUUAACGGGCAUAUCUCACAGAUACGAAUAUAUCCAGUAGAAUCGGCAAACAAAAAGUUCCGGAAUGCACCAGGCAUCUCACCCUUUCCAACCCAUAGGGUGUUUUCUGAGUGACUCGCUAUAUAUGCUGCCAUCCAGUCCGUCAUUCCGUUAGUCUCACGGUAUACAUAUAUGGUCUGAAAUGUAACAUCCUUCCUCACCAUCAACCAAAUAUCAUGGAGUAGAGGAUGAACUUCUCCUUCACUGCUCGAGCCCCUUCUUAAUUGUUUGGAUCACAUUUUUUAUCUUUCCAUGCCUAACAAAGCUAUGAAAGAUGAGGGACUCAUAUCCAUUGGACAUCGAGCAAAGGCACCUGUAUCACUAGCUUGUCAAUGGAUUCAUCAUAUCUAUUGACAGUCGUUGAAUUGGUUCUCUUGCCUGGCUACAAUUUGGAUAUAAAAGGACAUGGCCAACAAAAUAUAAAAUAUAUAAAAGGAAAAAUCUAUGUUAUGGUAAACUAAUCAAGGUUGACACUUGCUUGAGGUUGGUUAACCGAUAUGAAGAAAAACGCGAUCUAACGACAAAUUAAUAAAGCUUACCGCCUGCUGGGGUUCGUCAACCAAUAUCCAUCCAACUCACAACCUAAUAAUUGAGUUCACUUCGGUAGAUGUGAACUGACUGCCACCUUAAGUUGAUCUGCCAACAGCAUACAAUUCAUUUAUAUAAUUACACAUCC
Molecule: messenger RNA, 1673 nt
Organism: Phoenix dactylifera (date palm)
Lineage: Eukaryota; Viridiplantae; Streptophyta; Magnoliopsida; Arecales; Arecaceae
Source: RefSeq, a predicted model, not a curated record